UCCCUGCUUGGCGUCGCACGUGAUAAGCUGAACUGUUUGAACUUUUAACCAAUCGCAUCGCAGAAUAAUAUGUGGUACCUGCUAUUUUUGCGUGCACUAUUUCAUGAACAAGAUAUUGCAUUUUCAGUAUUUUUCAACCUUGGAGAAGAUAUCAGCAAUCACGGUUUACUGAAAUAAAAACUCGAAAAAUACACGAUGAAUUUCACACGACACUUUGAAAUACUUUCUUUCAGAUUAUCAAACGAACUGCAUGCAAACUCUUUCCUGCACAUUAAGAUUCACAGAUCAAAACGGGAAAGCCUACUUGACGCGCUCAUGGAAUGGAUAUGUCAGACGCCAUCAGAACCGUAGAGCUACGGUUACGAAUAAAAUUUUACUUCUGGACUUUUUUUAAACCCUACAAAGACAAUUAUACAAGCUAGCGAACUAGAUAGGAUGUUGGAGCGAAAAAUUGAAAAGUUACCUUACCACCUUAUCAACGUUCAUCUUUCACACGAAGCCACACCUUGCUAUUGAAAAUUUCAUUCAAGGUAUGAAAGAACUUUUGUUAUUAUUUCACGAGCUUGCAAGGAAGGAAAGAUGGGACCGUGAUGUUUACAAAGGUUCUAGUACUCUAGUUUAAUCAUUUCCCGGGUUGGACUUGGAUUUGUAGGAAGAAUACCAGACGUUUUCAUGCUUGAAUGAUUCGGUGGCACUGGUGCGAGCGAAGAAGUGCGCGUAAACUGACCACUGCAUUUCCUUUGUGCGUCUGCCACAGAAGCUCUCAAAUUUGCACUGAAAGAAAACUGAAGCUGUGCAACUGUUCUUCACAAGCACACCCAGCGAAAGAAACUUCCUAGCUAGUCAGUCAUUGUCUCUACUAAUUAUGUUUUGUAAAGACAACUUCUUUCCUUUCGCAUCUGGGAUCAGUCCUUACAGGAAUGCAGGGCUCUUCAAAAUUUGCUGCGAAAGAAAACUUUUCAAUUAUCUUAUUUUGACGAGUAGGAACUUGCAAAUGUUAUAUAUACGUAUUCGACUGACUCUUCAACAACAGCGUCUCAUCGCAUGUGCUCCACUAACGCAUCACUGCAUUAGCUUUGUGACAGUUAUGAGGCUGAUAACUUUGUUUACUCUAAGGUGUGCCUUCGUGAACUCCUUAGUGAUAAGCUUCAAGUUUCAAAAAGUUCCGAGUCUGCAAGCCAUUGGCCAGUGGUCUAUUACCCAAAAGCUGUUCAUACUUCCUGUAACUGAUCGAAUUUGGAACAAAUGAUCCAAGUCGCGACCACCUGUUGUUUUUUCAUUAAAUCAUUUAAAUAACCUGUUCCGGUUUUAGUACAAGUGCUUUGAACCACGUAUGUCUAGCUACCGAUUGAACCCGGGUGAAAAAAUUCUUUCUCUGUCGACUGAACUUGAAGUCAAGAAUUUCUACCGGCACUUGGAGCGUGGAUGAGAAAGAGUGAUUCUACGCCUACACGUCACAGUUCAGGUUCACAGGAGAGCUCAAGUUGUUUAUCUAAUUCAUUGCGUCGGGUGAUCAUUGAAGACAAACAAAGAAUUUUUUUUAUAAACAAACGAUUAUUCCAUAAAGCAAUCUUACUGUUUUAGAAGUUUCUCUGCGAUAUAUGAUGUGUUAGUGUACAUAAAAGAGAACACGACAUCACUCAGAACUAACGGUGAACGUCUGCUAUCAACAUCUAUCAUUGUGGUAUUUUGUUACAGUCGCGCGAUUGAAUGUGUUUAUUCAGCUCAAAGUCAACAAUCACCAGAGGAAACAAAGUUCCUUGCUGAUAAGCCAGGAAUUGAGCUAAACUCACAAAUCCAACUUACAACUACAUCUUCUCGCCGCUACACGUGUUCAUUGAGCAAGCCGCAGGUUCUCUAUUCAGCUGUGUGCGGUGAUAAUUCAAGGAAGACGAGGAAAGAAUGAGCGAAUCCUGCGAAGAAGAGGCAAACGUGGAGAAAGGAACGGACAUUUGCAGCUCACCAGAAACCAAAAAGGAACUUUCUGCACCUGAAGAUAAACUUGCUUCCACAUUUGCGACCUUUUGGAACAUAUGCAACACAAUUCAAGGAUUACCAAUUUUGGUCAUCCCUUACGCUGUCAGAAAUGGCGGCUACUUAGCUAUACUGACUCUAUUACUAGUUGCUGUGGCUUCUAACUACACUGGAAAAACAAUCGUCCGGUGUCUUUAUGAAACAGACCCACAGAGCGGGAAACGAAAGCGGGUCCGCAAUUCGUAUGCAGAUGUUGGCAACGCUUUCCUUCCGGAAAUCGGCGGCCAUCUUGUCCUCUGCACUCAGUUCUUGGAGUUGCUUUUCGUUGCCUCAGUUUACCCGUUAUUAGUCGGAAGAUUAAUCGCUAAGUCUUUCCCACAUGUCGCCGCUUCUUGCUGGCUUUGGACACUAAUAGGAGGCGUUCUUUUUGUUCCAAACAUUUUUCUCAAAAACCUGUCACAAGUUGCAUGGACAAGCAUCUUGACAGUGUUAUCAGCAAAAGUUAUUUUCAUAACAGUGAUCGCCUACAGCUUUUCCCAGUUUCACAAAUGGGAGCUUAGUUCCUUAGAACAUUUUGACGCCAGUACAUACCCAUCUGCUCUAGGAAUCCUUGUAGCAAGCUAUCUAUCACAACCUUUUGUGCCCCUCAUCGAGGGCAGCAUGCGCCAUAAGGACAAAUUUGAUUUGCUGAUGAAUUUCUCGUAUGGAAUAAUGACAUUACUUAACGUCAUCAUCGGAAUUGUUGCUUACAUUUCGUUUCAACCCAACACAGCUGAAGUCAUAACAAACAAUUUACCGGAAGGUUCAUUCCGCCGAGCUGUGAAUGUAAUGGCGGCGGUGUUAUCUUUCACCUCCUACACGCUACCAAUGUUCACCAUUUUUGACAUCAUAGAAAAAUCUAACCUUCCUUGCUUACCACAGGAUUUUGGUAAAUCCAUCUUGAAACCGUCUGUUAUUUUACUUCGUUUGUCGUUAAUAUCUACAAGUGUCAUUUUCGCGGCCUCUUUCCCAGCGUACACUUAUUUAUUAGCCUUUGUGGGCAGUAUAGCUGGUAUCAGCCUGGAGUUUGUAUUACCGGCCUUGUUUCAUCUGAAGAUCUACUCGCAUGACAUGCCAUGGUGCAAUAUUGCAGUGGAUUUGGUUGUGUUUGUUGUGGGUAUUUCUGUGUCCGUUACUGGAGCUUUCUUUUCUGGACGUUCUAUGAUUAAGACGUACAGCCAGCCAUUGAUUAACAGUUGUUCAUAAUACUAAAAAAAGGGAGCUUAUAAAUAAUGGAGGAAAUGUGAAUAUCAGUUCACGCCAAGCAGCACUUUCAGCGGCAGUCAACGGAUCGGUUCCCAGGCCUACUCGGCACUGAGAUGUAGAUAUGGCCCUGGAACCACGUUUCCAAGUGUAUGCACUUUGGACCAAAAGGCGAAUCGCAUGAUGACGUCAUUCGACUACAACUACCACAAUCCUCCACUUUUUUGUUUCUUAUGCUAAUUAGGGCAAUUGUUAUUUAAGCCCCACUGGGAAUUCAAAAUUAAAAUAUCACAGAAAAAACGAAAGGAAUUCUGUUAGUUACAGUCAAAUGACGACAACGUGUAAAUCUGCUAGAAUGAUUGGCGUAAUUAGUAGGCUGGCUGGAAAAUUUUGUCAAGAAUUUUGCUGGGAAGUAGAAGUUGAGACAUUUCUGCUGGAAAAAAAGGAACAGAUAUAAAUUUGCCAGAAACUAGAAAAAAUUGUUUCAAGAAAGUAAAUUCCUGUGACUUGCGCUGACCAUAAGAUGAAUUCUUGCAUGGACCUCAGUGCAUAGGAGAAAGUAAUUUAGAAAGAUCUAACUGUGUUUGAAGUAAAGUGGGUUUACAAAAAGUGACACGUCAGAUGGUUUCUUGUUCUGGGGGAAUAUCCGCCCGAGGUGUUGACAGUACUGAAAAUAGAAUUGGAACAUAAAGAAAAAGAAUGCGUUCCGUGGAAGCAAGUUCUUUCAGAAAUGUAAUCCAUGAAACUCCAAGAAAAUGUUUAAGAGUGUUCGCAAGGGAUCAUCCGGGACAGUUUAGAAAAUAUUGGACCUUUCUAUGCUACAAGCGCAAAUUUAAAGUACGAACCCGCAUAGCAUUGUACAGUCGAAUUUUGUUUUGUUUCUUGAACGCGCCUUAUACGGUCGGUACAACUACUUUCGGAUGAUGCAGGAUUAGCUUCGAAAACUAGACGCCGAAAUAUUAGAAAAUGACAUAAUAGUGAAAUAAUAAAUACCUUAUUCGAUGGUUUAGCAUGAAAUACGCGUGGGAUAUUGUUCUGAUUGCUCGUAUUUUUCCCCGCCCCAAAAUACUGCGCAACUCGCAAAUAUCAGCGCGUAUUAUAUGUUAAACCAUCGGAUGAGGUGUAUAUAUAUAUCUUAAAUUUAUAGAAGGCAAGCUUGACUGGUAUGACCUGCUAGAAUGUAUUGGAAAAUUGUCUCCUUUUUCUGGUGCACCAUAACUGAUGUCAUCAUGUGAUCGAGUCACCUCCGUCAGUGUAAUUUGAGCUGAGCUCAAAUUACACACAAAUUACACUAACCCAUCAGCGAGGCAGAACUGACCCAUUUUUCAUAAUCACUUCCGUGAAUGGACUUACCUGGACAAUAAAGACGAGAGCUCAUAAAGAAAUGUAGUCUUUGUGCAAAUUAAACAGGCUUAUACCACCUAACGGUUUACAUGGCCGGUGCUGUCUCAACUGAAUAACAAACAUCUGAAAAAAACCAAUGAGGGGACGAGAAUUUAUGACUCGAGAAAAUAAUGCUCGUCGAAACCUGCCAGGAUUCCAACAGAUCGCUAAAGUCGUACUUUUUAAUUCAUUUAACAUAUCAACAUCAGCCUCUGUAGCGUAAUGGAUAACGCGUCGGCCUCCUAAGCCGAAGAUUGCGGGUUCGAGUCCCGUCGGAGGUGUAUUUUUUGCUUCUUUUUUUUCCCGUCCUAUUCAAGAAGGUAUCUCUGCUUGAUACCUUAAUUAAUAGAAUAACAAAAAUGUGAAAAAAUAUAAAGAAAAAAAUUAUGUAGAUUAGACUUUGUAACUCGAGAAAUUAGUGCUCGCUGAAACCUGCAAGGUAUCACUAAGGUCAUGUCCUGGGAUCUACCGUUUUGAACUGUUUUCGGUUGAAUCGCGGUAACUCUUGGGAACAGUCCUUACGCGAGCUACAAUCACGAGACAUAAUCACGCAAAUCCUUUUUCAACCGUUUCAACCUGCUUUAGGAAGGUUGAAAAGGUUGGUCAACCAGGCCAACCGAAAACGGUUUUUA
Molecule: messenger RNA, 5231 nt
Organism: Orbicella faveolata
Lineage: Eukaryota; Metazoa; Cnidaria; Anthozoa; Scleractinia; Merulinidae
Product: vesicular inhibitory amino acid transporter-like
Biological process (GO): amino acid transmembrane transport
Cellular component (GO): vacuolar membrane
Molecular function (GO): L-amino acid transmembrane transporter activity
Source: RefSeq, a predicted model, not a curated record